GUACACAAGAAACAGUAGCAAGCGGAAUAUUCUACUUGCAGAUACAUUUGUAUUGGCAAUCUAUCUCUAUUGGAUGCAGUUUCAAUGUGACAGGCAGCUGUAAAGUGAUUUUAUUUACGUUUUAAAAGUAAAAUAGAAAAACAACACUAACAAAUUAGUAAAAUAAAUUCAGAAAAGAACAGUGAAAGUAAAUCAAACGCGAUUUAAACACAACUAAAAAUUAUUUAUCGUAAAAAUUAAUAAAUAUUAUUAAAUUGUGUUCGUUCAGCGAAGUGAAAAUAUUGAUCGCGUAGCCGCUGCAGUGUAUCGCCUGAAAGUCGGAAAAGGAAGACUUGCGGGAAAUGACAGCAUUUUUGCCUUUGAAUGCUGCGUUGCUUAUGUGGAACUGUAAAUAAGAAUUUGGAAUUUAAAGUAAAUGAUUUUGGUAAAAAGAUUGCGCACGAAAAAUCAAUAAAUGCAAAGGAGACAGACACCGACAGGCACGAAAAGGAACUGCUCGUAGACAGCACUGUGCGACGCUCACGAAGGGAAGGCGACGAAGUUUUCGCAUUGUUUUUGUUGCGAUUAAAACUCAGACUAGGUGACAAUAUAUGUACAUAUGUAUGUAUUAGCUGAAAGGAAGCAAAAAAUGUGUACACACAUACAAAUUAACAAACAUUCGUGCACGUUUUGAGGAAACUCUAGCUAAUCUGCGAGCGGUGAAGAGUCAUUUCGUUUUCGGAUAUCGUAAUCAGUAUACAAAUAUGAACAAAACACUACGUCCAUAUAUACAUAUAUAUGAAAAUAUUCUGACAAAGUCUGUUUAGUCAACGGCAACAACGGCGACGACGACGACGACGACGACGACUAGACAGUGGAGAUACCUUUUUGUUUACUCUCGCGCGCGCAUACGAUUAUGUAUGUAUGUAUGUAUGCCUUUGCGGUUGCCUGUCACUUCCAGACACAUUGCGCUAUUACCUGCAAGCAAAAUAGUACAAGCCCAUCUACAUAGCCACAUCCAUUACGGCAAUCGACCGAUACUCUAUAGCGGAGGAAUGCAAGGAGCACACAGCACCAUUCAUCUAUCACUGCUGUCUCAAUUUGCGCCCACAAAAAUAACGACAGACAGACAGACAGUGGAGCAGUAUAAACAUAAGCACACAUACGUAUCCAUAUAAAAUAGUAUAAGUUUUGAGCUCUGAGAUAAAAAGUAAAAAAAAAAAAAAAUAAUAAUAAUAACAGAGCCUCCCCCUCCCAAAGCCCUUUGCAGUGGCCGUCGUCUAAUUGUAUGAAUAAAUGGAAAUAACAAAGAAUACAAGGAAUUGACGAUUCAGCGCUUGGGGAUAACUAUUGCCGCGCAGCGGUAGAGUGGGUGCGCUUCUGUAGUCGACGACGUCGGCAAUCUGGCGCUACUUGAAUUCGCAGGGGAUGUAUUGUGGCAGGCUGAUGAUGUGAUCGCCAACAUUGCUACGCCUCAAUGGGUGUUUGCGUACAUACAUACAAAUGAAUUUAAUUAAGCUUCCGAAAAGUGCAUAUGUAUGUAUAUGCACAUGUGUGUGGGAUUGAUUGCUGAUUAUAUUGUAUUUAAUGUAUGGAUGACUGUGUUUGUUGGGCAAUAACAGCAGUAAAAGCAGCAACAACAAUAACAGUAUUAACAAUUAAAGUAAAAUAGCCAACGCGCAGUAACAACAAAAAACAAACUAAAUUGUUCCAUUGGGAGCGGCUCAAAUUAGAACAUAAAGUUAUAAAAAAGCAAACAACAACUACAAAAACAUUCCUAAAAAUAAGCUGUCGAUUUUGAAACGAAUUAAAAAGUAACAGAUUCAACGGUCGCACUUCAGUCGAUAAUUCAAAAGGCCAUAAAGGUCUCAUUUUACAGAUUGACAAUUCACACAUACAAAUAUACGCCAGCAACGCCAAACGGCAGGGAUUAUAUAGGUUUUCUAAGCCGCCCGCAUCGUUAAGCAAUUACUACAACAACAGCAUUUCAGCUAUUGAGUCUGAGCGCGGGUGAGCGCCACACACACAGUCACAUAAAUACGCAGCAGUGACGAUGGUUAAGUCGUUAGUCUCCAAGCUAUCAGCGGCAUCAUCAAAUCUAUCGCUCGCUUCAACGCUCUCCUCGGUUGGUGUGGGCAGUGGUGGUGGUGGUGGUGGUGGCGGUAGUGGGGUGCAGGAGACGAAUUACGCAAAACAUCGUAAUGACCCCGGUCGUUUCUUCGGAGAUGGCGUACAAUUCAAGGCUAAACUUAUUGGUAUACUCGAAGUGGGCGAGGCACGAGGGGAUCGCAUGUGCCAAGAGGCAUUACAAGACCUUAAAAUGGCUAUACGCGCCGCGGGCGAACACAAACAACGCAUAACCAUACAUGUGACAAUCGAUGGGUUGCGCCUGCGCGAUGAGAAGACCGGAGAUUCGCUGUACCAUCACCCAGUGCAUAAAAUCUCAUUCAUCGCGCAGGAUAUGACGGAUUCGCGUGCGUUUGGCUACAUAUUCGGCUCGCCAGAUAGUGGACAUCGUUUUUUUGGCAUUAAGACUGACAAAGCGGCAAGUCAGGUCGUACUUGCAAUGCGCGAUCUCUUCCAGGUCGUCUUCGAAUUGAAGAAGAAAGAAAUUGAGCUUGCGCGCCAGCAAAUACAAUCCAAGUCCAUACAUGAUCAUCAGCUUGCCUCAUUGUCUUCACUGAAAACUGCCGCCGGGACUAGUUUCAAUCCUAGAGCUAUCUCCGGCAGCUUAGGCGGCAGCACGUUAUCCAUACUGGGUAGUCUGGGUGAAACGAGUCGUGGAACAGCGUCAAAUCGCUUGGGCGUUAACUUAGAUGGCAAGGGAGCAGCCAAAGAGAUGUCACCGGAGUCAGUAGCCGAUCUGGUUGAUUUGGAGCAAGAGCUGAGCUCACUACAACGGGGCAUCACUCAAAUGGAACGGAUCACACCCAAUGAGCCGGCGCAACCGAGUGUAACUGGCGCCGCUGGCAAGCCUGCGAGUGAAGAUGAUCCAUUUGGCGACUCGUUUACCAACUUUCCUACUUACAACCUCUUGCCGCCACCGGAAUCGGGUCGCUCACGCCAUAAACCAACCAAAGCUGUGGAUCAAAGCUGUGCAAUCAACCAACCGGUAACAACUACAACUCCAACAGUCAACACUUCCCAAAAUGUUGCACUCUCCUCGUUACUUUCGCCUGCACCGGUAUUGAGCACUUCACCAGGCGGCACUUUACAUGGGGACGAUGACGAUAGUUGGCUGCAUGAGCUCGACCAACAUAAUGAUGUAUUUGAUACUUCGAAAGCGGGCGCAAUGGGCAUGGGUGUUAGCUUGCCAAUGGCGCCAUUAGCGCCCAGUGAAUGUACGUCCACACCUACACAACAAUUAAGUGAGAGUAAUUCGGCUCUCGUCGAUGUUGAGGCAGCUGCAGCAGCGGCAAUCAUUACAAACGCUCAACCGUCCAAUGGAGCGGGUGCAUCAGCAGCUGGUAAUGUUGGCAUCACAUCAUCUUCACCAAUACCAAUGAUGGGCGAUGGGCAGUCGCAGGUGUCAGCAAAUGCGGCUGUGAAGUCAGAUGCUUUUACAGAUUUGGAUCCAUUAGGUACGGGUCGCACACGCCCUUACGUCGAUAAGAAAUACUUCUUCCAGGAGUUGAAGAAUCCACCCAAGAAAGUGCUCAAUGAUUUAUCCGGCGGUGGCAACGGCACGGUGGAUAUAACCGCUACUGGGGUACAUUACACAGCCGCCUCGGCAGUGGUCGACGAGUUUCUGAGUAAAGAGGGUCUCUUCGAGGACACACUCGCUGGUGGUUUGGAUGUCCAAGGCGAGCAAAUGCAACAAACACAGUCGUCGCAGCAGCAGCAACAACAACAACAGCAACAGCACUCUCUACCAACACCACUUAACAUUACUAACACUACUCAUGCAUCAGGUAUAGCCGGCUUGCAAUCAGCCUUAAACACUAAUAAAAGUAAAUUUAUUGCUACUAACAAUGCUAAUGCGUCGUCAUCAGCAGCAGCAACAGCAACAACAGCAACCUUAUUAAUCGGUGUGCUCGCACCACAACCAACACCAAGCACGGUUAACAUUUGCACCUGCACCAUAAGCAGUACCAAAUACACGAGCACUGCCGCUUCUAAUGUUGUUGUCACCAGAUUAACGAAUACUAACCAACAACAACAGCAACUAGGCACUUGUAGCAACAACAGCUUACUAACAACUUCCACCUAUUCUACUAAUAACACAUCAGCUAAUUCUAAUUUAAGAUUACACCAUUACCAGCCGACCUUAAUGUCGGCUUCAACUUCAUCUUCUAUAACAACAACAAACAUACCAACUAAUCUCCAUUUAAAUCAUUACACUUUAGACUCCAACUCGAAGAGUGCUGUGGGUGUCGCAGGACCCGCUGGUGGCACCGAGGAUGUGGUGAUGAUGCCGCGUGACACCGAUCCGUUCUCGCCGACCCGCAAGAAGAGCGAUCCAUUUCAGGAGGGCAGUGACGUUUUUGCCAAAUUGGAUCCGUUCGAGUUUGAGUUCAACAGCGGCGAUGAUGCAGCCAAGCAACGCAUUUCGCCAACGGCCGUCACCGGUGAAUCGAGUCGGGCAGGUGAUGUUUUUAAUGGUCCGUUGCAGGUAAGUUUGCCGCCAGAGAGCAAUCUUACACCAACACCGACGCAGCCCCUAAGCACUGCGGCACAAUGGCGUGCAGAUGUGGCGCGCUUAGAGCGUCAAAUGAGCGAACCGGUUGCAACUAUGGGCAAUGGUAGUGUCAUUCCGCCGAAUAGUACCGUCCGUUCGCGGCCUACACCAUCCGGGCAGUUGUCUAAUGUUGGUCAGCCGCCGUCGGCCUUUAAGCAGCAGACAGCGGAUGUCAUUUCGAGCAUCAGCAAUAAGAAAAUGCCGCACCUUUUUGGUCAGGCGCGUUUCUCCAAGCGUGAGUCAAACAGCAUUAAUAUGUGUCGCUUACAAGAGAGCGAUUCGUUGAGUGAAAAUGAGACUGCACCAGAACCACCGCCGCGACCUGAUUCUGUGCUUCAUGCCGAACCUCCACCAUUGCCGCCAAAGAAGCAGUUCAAUGAAAUUGUCAUACGUCCGCGUGUCACCUCAGGCAAUGCAGUGCCACCAAGCGCCGCACCAAUGACUGUGAACAGUCGUUAUGAGUUUGUGAAUGCAACAGCAAAUAAUUUAUGUGCAGCUAACGCCGAAGUUCCACCGAUACCCUUGCCGUCACGUCGUGUUGGUCGCUCGGAUGGCAUCUAUCCCGGUCCGGGUCGACCACGAAAGCCCGGACACACCGAGGAUGAUUACUUGGCGCCUAUAAGUGGUGUUAGCAGUAUUGGCAGCGGUUCAGCGGGUGAUGUGCCACCACUCUUACCACCUCCCACGCAGACCUCUACUCGUACACGCGCUCAACGCCAACAAUCGCUUUCCAAGUCGCAGGAUAUUUAUGAAAACAAAAUGGAAAUCCUUCAGCAACAACACCAACAGCAACUGCUGCAGCAAAGACGACAGCAGACGUUGACUGAUGCUGGCGCUGAGACAAAUAUAACAGCGGCACCGCUCAUACCGGACAUCACACUCAGUCAGCUGAUGACGUUGAGCUUGGAUGAUUUGGCUGUAAAACUGAAUGUGCCCGUCAGCAAACUAAGCACUAUGACGCUAGUAGAGCUGACAUCGUAUCUGUCAGAGUUUAUUGAGAAAUGCAAGCCCCAGCGUGGCGCCUCUACGUUGAUCAGUGAACAAACGUUGACCAGGCAUUUGAGUCCUCUGCCAACGCGUCGCAUGGAAAAGCCAGCGGUUAAACCAGAGCUCUCGCCUAUACCGGCGCAAGCACCGGUGUUUAAGGUAAAUUUCGAUCAACAAGCGACGUUCGUUGCGAAAUUCGACGAUACGUUCGGUGAGGAUUUCGCCACACAUUCGACCGAAGAACAGGGUCAAGAUGCUUUCGCUAAUUUCGAGCAAUUCAACGAACCUCCGGCCGGCCCAGCACCAAUACUAUCAGAAGCCGGGCUUAACGCACCAAUUGUGCCACCAGCAGACCGUUAUGCCGUUUUCCGUGAGAUUAUCGACAAAGAACUGCAGGAGCAACAGGAGAAUGCAGAUCUCAUUGGCGAAGAGAUUGCCGAAAACGAGCAUGGUAGCGUCGCUGCAGCUGAUGUUUUAGGAAUGGCAGUAGCUAGCGAUGACAUUGGCGCACAUUUUGAAGCAAACUUCGAUGAUGACGAUUUUCUAACGGGGCCUAGAGCAACUAUUGCAGCGGGCACUCAACAAGCGCAGCCACCAAAGAUUGAUACGAAAAUAACGGAGGUAGUAGCACAAGCGAAAGAUCGUUACGCCGCUUUACGUGACAUAAUUCUUGUAGAGAACCUCUUCGACAAUAAGCCACCUGUAGCUUUACAGACCUCACAAGAGUUUCCCGAGUUUAGCGAUGAGUUCAAUGAAGAUCAAGAUCAGGACCUCAAGCAUAUAAUGGAUGGUCGCGCUAGCAGUAGUGGUCCUGAUCGUCUAGGCUUAGUAGACAGUCGUGGCUUGCCGGCAGAGCCUUCCUCUUCCGCACUAACUGUCGACGAUGAUGACGAAGACGAUGAUGGUGGUGGUGAAAGCAGCCUAGACAGUAACGACAAAGAUGCUGAGGUGGCUGGGGACGAACAAGACAAAUAUGAGAAAUUGUCGACAUCUACACAACAGUUGGAUGGAGAGAAAUCCGAAAAGCUGGAUAUGAAUGACAGCUUACCUGAACGUUCCGCCUCUCAACCAUCGCCGAAUUUAUUGAACGCCAAACAAGAUAAUAAGUUCCUUACAGUUGCAGGAAGCAGUGGGCUCUGUUCUUCGAAAGAUGAUCUGGAGAUUGACGAGCUCAUGCAACGUGCCAUAUCGAACUUGUCGCUGGACUCACGCGAACGUAUCUCCCCUGCUAACUCGACAUGUAAUAUGCCCACAGUUAUCGUAACUUCAGGCAAUUCAAUCGCUUUGCCACGUCCAAACGCCACACUCUCAACUCAGGCGCAAUUCAAUGAUGUUAGCACUUCACCCAUACCUCUCCAGAAGUCACCAAUACCGGGCACGGUUCAACAGCAACAAAAAUCUCCACUAAGCAAAUCACCACAGGCAUCACCGGUGCUCUCACAACUAUCUGCUGUCUCGAACCUAAUUGACACGGCUACGAAACAAAUGAACACAGGCAGCAACUCUCAGCCAGAUACCGAGGUGAAACAUUCGAAGGAGUUUUGGGCGACUUUCGACUCACCCAAGCCAAGUAUCGAAAAAAUUGAUAAACGUGCCAGAGGUCCUGCAAAGUCUACCAUAAAGACUUCGUCAUUACAUUUACCACCGCCACCACCGUCGAACACCUCACAAAAUGAUACCGCGGAGUCACCAUGUUCAUCUGAUCCACGUGAUGACGGCUGGAGUAAGGGUGUCGGUCGGCGGUGGCCGAAAAAAGAUCGACAUCACACAUCGUCCUCGUCGCGGGAUCUCAGUCCUUGGGAUGACGAACUGUCCGAUUUUCAAAAGCAAAAACGUAUACCAGGUGUUGGGCCAGCAAUACAGCCACCAAGUACGGUACAUGUGUCGGACCGACAUGCCUACUAUAUGAGACACACACGACGCAUGAACUCCUGCGAUGAGGAUUAUGAUUAUGAGGAGGAGUUCAAUACGAGACGUGAUCACCGAAAACUGAAGCCAGCACUUUCGCGGAGCCGAGACAACUUUGAUUUGGAGUCACCCAGCUGGUAUCAACAUGCACCUCAUCACACUUGGUCUCCACAGGAUAUUGAACAUGCAGCCAGCAUGCGUGCACGCGCCUUUGAACGCAGCGCCUACGAGCGCACCACAUAUGGACCACCCGUCUACGACAAACGCGGUGUAGCGCUCCCACCCAACGCCUCAUCCAGUUACGAUCGUCGAAGUGGCUAUGACAAACGUAGCAAAUACUAUCGGGAUUAUGCGCGGCCAAAUUACGAUUUCGAUGAUUACGGUGACCGUUACCGCGAUGCGGGAACUUUCGAAAAACCAAAAAGCGGUCGAAGAGCUGACUAUGAAAAUAUUUACGAUGACGGCCGUUCACCCUUGGGUGGCGGCGGCGGCGCUGGCGUUAUUGGCAGCUAUAAAAGCCGCGCUAGCGAUUAUAUGUAUGAUCGAGAGCGGAAAUCAUUCGAUCGUGAUAGCGUUGAGUCUUACGAAAGCGCAACACGACGGCGACGUAGUUUCGGUAGUGGCGACGUGUAUGGCAGCAUGGAGAGCCACGAAGAUUUUCGCGAACGUUACGGACCGGAGAAAACGCGUUCGCUUCGUAAGAGCAUCAAGCUGCGCGCCACUGGCGAUAUUGACUACGAACAGGACUCGGAGAGUGAUUUCCAUCGCACACGCAUGGGUAGCGGCGCAAAUAUCAUGAAUGUCACAGAUACGCGUAGCUUACAGCGUCCAAAUCAGCUAAAUUCGGCUGGCGGCAGUAGUGCUAUGGGAGUGGGGCAAACGCGUGCGCGCAAGAGUAGCGGCUCGAGUCCAUGGGAUGAACCACCAUUACCGGGUCAAAAGUCGUGGAAGCGUCCAUCCAGUGCUGCGGACUCUGAACGACGUCUGGCGGAAAGUAGACGAGUAGCCACGCUCGGACUGACACCGUCCGGUUCGGAUGGCGAAAAAGAUCGCAGGUUCCGCAAAAAGCAACGCUCGCGUGGUAAGGACAGCCAAUAUAGCAACUCGGGAGCACCAACCACUACUGGCAGCCGUUAUGGAAGCACUGCGCCUGCCGCACCCCAUCCGCGCGACAAUUACGAUUACAUAACUUACGACGAUGACGUGGACGACGAUGAGGAGGACUACGUAGAUGAAGAUUACGAUGAGCCGCCCACGGACGAGGACAAGUUCGAACGAUUAAAUCGACGACGACAUGAAAUGAAUCAACGCAUGUUAGAGAGCGAACGAAGACAGCAUUCCAUGGGCAAAGUGCCGAUUAGCUCUUUAAAGUGCAGUGCACCAACAACAGCGACAAAGAAAUAUCCAACAAGAAGUGGCGAAUAUGAUUUCGACGAUUAUGAGCAAACACCCACGCCACGUUCGAACGCCAGUGGCGGUAGCUCAUACCUACCACCAACAAGUGUGGGCGGCGUCGGCAGUAGUAUUAGCGCUGGUAGCGCGACGAAGUUCAGCUUCGAUGGUGGUUUCGAAUCGGAUUUCAAUCAAAGUUCACCACCACCGGCGCCAGCUGGUACCGCAUCAAGUUGCAAUUCCACGCCGGCCGCUACGACAGCCAGCGCAUGCGUCACGCCUGGUAACAAAUCGUCAUUCCGCUUCUCAAAUGAUUUCUCAGAACGUGACAAAUUACACAGUGGCGCUCAAAACACGUCGACUGUGGCCAGCUCGCAGCAACAGCUAGAUAUGGCUAGCACCCAUUCGCCAGCUUUGCAUGCGAUACCGCCGAUCAUAACCCAGAAGCUGCGCUUCGACGACAACGUCAAGGUGUCACAGUUCGACGAUGCCGCCUUCGAAGAUGACUUCUCCAAUGCGCAAUUCGAUUUCGAAAAGGAGGACCAAUGGCAUGCCGAUUCACUGCAGAGCGCCGGCAGUGGUGCGCUCAUGUCCGCUGCAGCGAAGAAGCACAAUCUUCGUAACAGUAAAUUGCAGCAGCGGCAGGAGUUGAUCAAGAAAUCCGAAUCGAUAAAUAUAUUCGGCAAAAAGUCUGAAGAUCCCUUCGAGGACGAUGAGUUCUUCAAGGCGCCGACUGAUGCUAAAUUAGCCAAUAAUAACAACAAUAACAAUGGAUCACAAUUAGCGAAAUCUGGUACGGGAAAUGGCAGCGGUGGUGGCGUUGGCGGCGGCACCGGUGGGUUCCAGUGUGACGAUGAUUUUAAUUUCGCUAAAUUCGAUGAAAAUAUGUGAUUUGAUCAAUUGUUUGCACG
Molecule: messenger RNA, 9855 nt
Organism: Ceratitis capitata (Mediterranean fruit fly)
Lineage: Eukaryota; Metazoa; Arthropoda; Insecta; Diptera; Tephritidae
Gene: Dab
Product: protein disabled
Exons: 10
Coding region: 2033-9835 (2600 amino acids)
Source: RefSeq, a predicted model, not a curated record